This is a messenger RNA of Aspergillus caelatus, 1360 nucleotides long. RefSeq names its product bifunctional protein farnesyltransferase/protein geranylgeranyltransferase (gene ramB). NCBI's taxonomy places the organism in Eukaryota, Fungi, Ascomycota, Eurotiomycetes, Eurotiales, Aspergillaceae. The coding region runs from base 226 to 1275 and encodes 349 amino acids. Gene Ontology annotation, cellular component: cytoplasm; CAAX-protein geranylgeranyltransferase complex; protein farnesyltransferase complex. Gene Ontology annotation, molecular function: protein farnesyltransferase activity; CAAX-protein geranylgeranyltransferase activity. The transcript is spliced from 3 exons. Gene Ontology annotation, biological process: protein farnesylation; protein geranylgeranylation. The record is from RefSeq and is a predicted model, not a curated record.
CUCACUACAAUCCUCAAGUCAGCUAAGAAAAUUGCCAUAAAUAUUAUUGGAAUCCUGCUAUCUGCACAAUCUGUCACUGAAGAGAAGUGAAACGUGGAUCUAUGCUGUGUGGUCGGGUUGUCUCGAUAUAUCUUUCUUGAAUCUUUCUCCAGUAACAUUCAUUGGAUAGUUUCACGCUUCCUGAGCUCUUCACCCUACCAGAGAAAAAGCACCCCUUUCACAGAAAUGUCUGGCAAAUAUGCCUCAGACCCAACAUGGGCCUCUAUUGAGCCCAUCCCACUCAAUGAUGGCUCGGAAACAGGGACCCUUCCACUGGCCACUAUUGCCUAUUCAGAUGAAUAUCUCGAGGCUACCUCGUACUUAAGAGCAGUGAUGGCUGCCAAUGAAAUGUCCGACAGAGCACUGAAACUCACCGACGAUGUAAUCGCUAUGAACCCGGCCCAUUAUACUGUUUGGAUUUACCGUGUUAAGAACCUUUUUGCGCUAAAAAAGGACCUCACUGAAGAAUUUGAAUGGCUGAAUAAAAUGUCUUUGAAGUACCUUAAGAACUACCAAAUAUGGCACCAUCGACAGGUCCUCAUGUCAUCCAGGGAAAACUUCCCGACACUCCCACCCAAGGAGCUGGAUUUCCUCAUGGAGAUGUUCAAGCAAGAUGCCAAAAACUACCAUGUCUGGACCUACCGCCACUGGCUCGUGCGGCACUUCAGACUGUGGGACGAGCCCCGAGAGAUCCAGGACGUUGAUUUACUCCUGUCGCAAGACGUGAGGAAUAACUCCGCCUGGAAUCAUCGUUUCAUGCUCCGUUUUGGUCCACGCAGUGAUGAGCCAGACGGCGGUAUGCCGAAUAGCACUGCUCCCCCGCCUGAGAAAGGCAGGCUAGCCGUGGUUGACGAGGACCUUGUUGAUGCUGAACUGGAGUACGCCAAGGCCAAGGUUAUUAAAGCCCCUGAAAAUCGCAGUCCGUGGGGAUAUGCCCGUGGCGUGCUUCGGGCGUCCGGCCGGCCGCUGUCGGAGUGGAAGGAUUUUGCGAAGAAGUUUGUCCAGGAAAAGGUCGAGGACGGCAAGGUGGUGGAUGUUGAGGUCAAGAGCAGUCAUGCUAUAGAAUGGUUGGCUGAUACAUACGGAGAAGAAGGCGAACAAACCACCGCCGAGGCAGUACGGAUGUUUACCUUGCUGAAGGAAAAGUACGAUCCUAUCCGGAAGAAUUACUGGGAUUAUCGGAUUCGUAUGAUUGCGCCUGCAACGUGGAGCCAAGAGAUUCCCACUUCGGCAUGAGGUGCCCGUGUAAAUAACAUCAACUUUUUAUUAUUCCAUUCCCUUUCUUACCUUUACUUCUUCAAUAAUAAAAAAUCCGUAUAUU